Molecule: messenger RNA, 702 nt
Organism: Radiomyces spectabilis
Lineage: Eukaryota; Fungi; Mucoromycota; Mucoromycetes; Mucorales; Radiomycetaceae
Exons: 1
Molecular function (GO): protein binding
Source: RefSeq, a predicted model, not a curated record
AUGGCGGCUGCUGUAUUGCAUGACAGCAGUCAUCACAAGCAGCCAUGUACGUCGGCUACUUGCUGUUCGCCAUCCCGGCUUUGGCGAGCAGUGCAAACGUACAUUAGUACGGACGCCAAGCAAGACCUCGUCCAGUUGUGUCAAGACGAAAAUCGAGGACCGCAUGUUCUUCGUGUCCUAUUGACUUCCCGUCUAAACAAUGAUGCAUCCUUGUAUCCAGCCUCUCACAAGCAUCGUGUCAUCCAGUUUGACGCUUCCGUGCGUCCCAAGGCGGUAGCGUUAUUUGGUAAAUCGGCCACGGAUCUCAACGCGCUACAACUGGCGAUUUUUUACCGUCGUGAAAACCUGGCCAUCUGGUUGCUCAAGUAUUUACGCCCACGGUGUUCGUCCGCGGAGUUCAAAAUGUUUCUUCACCAUGUGUGGGGGCACAAAAAUACGUCGUUGCAUCUCGCUUGUUUCUUUGGGAUGCAUCGUCUUGUACAGCUUUUACUCGAUAUGGGAAUGGCCCCAUCCAUCAAAAAUGCGCGACACCUCACACCUGCUGAUUGUUGCAUGAAUAACCAGGAAUGUUUGGCCCUUCUCCAAAAGUCCCAGGCACCCACUGUCGUCGUGCCAAAGCGUCCACUGUCAACCUCACCCGCGGUUACCGUGUCUGCACCCAAAUCGCCGGUCAAGUCCACCCCCAUGACGCGCCCUGUUUUA